Molecule: messenger RNA, 1425 nt
Organism: Mytilinidion resinicola
Lineage: Eukaryota; Fungi; Ascomycota; Dothideomycetes; Mytilinidiales; Mytilinidiaceae
Product: 2-methylcitrate dehydratase PrpD
Exons: 2
Coding region: 1-1425 (474 amino acids)
Molecular function (GO): lyase activity
Source: RefSeq, a predicted model, not a curated record
AUGGCAGCACAAGCUUCAGACUAUGACCGCGUCCUCCAGGACACCCUCGACCACAUCCACCACCCCCCCAUCACCUCAGACUCCGCCUACAACUUCGCUCGUCUCUCCCUCCUCGAUGCACUCGGCACCGCCAUCGCAAACGUCUCCUCCGCCGACCCAAUCUGCCGUCGCCUCAUAGGCCCCAUCGUCUCCGGCACCACCGUCCUGUGCGGCUUCCGCCUCCCUGGCACAAGCUUCGAGCUCGACCCCGUGAAAGGCGCCUUCGACCUCAGCAGCCUGAUAUCCCACCACCACAGUAACCUCUCCGGUCCCCCCUCCACUCCCCCACUCCCCCCCUCCAGCAUCCUCGGCGCCCUCCUCGCAACCGCAGACUGGCUAAGCCGCACGCGCACGCCGCCGCCAACCGGCGUGCCCCAGCGCACCUUCCUGACGGUCCAAAUCGAAGCCUACGAGCUCUACGGCUGCCUAGCAGCGCACAACCCCUCGCUCUCCCCGACGCUGCUCGCCGAAGUCACCGCCACAGCGUGCGUCGCGCACCUCCUCGAGCUGCCCGAGGACGACGCUCUCGCCGCUCUUUCGAACGCCUGGGCGGAUGCGGGAGCCCUCCGCGUGUCGGGCGCCGCGCGACAGAGCUGCGACGUCGCCGACGCGGCGGCCCGAGCGGUGCAGCACGCGCUGCUGGCACAGCGGGGGCAGGCUGGCGUUCCGGGGGUUCUUGGGGCAGAAAGGUGGGGGGUACAGGACGCGGUGUUGGGCGGAAUGGAAGUAAGACUGCCGCCAGGCGUGUACGGCGGGCUGGAGAAGAACGCGUACUUCCAGAUGGUGCCGGCGGCGUGGUGGGCCGUUUCGGCGGUGGAAGCGGCGCUGGGGCUGGUGCACGUGCUGCAGGAGAGGGAGCUGAGCGUGGAGAAGGACGUGCAGAACAUCAUUGUGCGCACGACGAGGGCGGGGAAGAGAAGCUACGCGGGUGGGAGCGGGCUGGGGGGUGCGGAGCGGAGGAGGGGGGAUUUGGGGUUCGUGGUGGCGGUGGUGUUGUUGCUGGAGGGGGAGAUGGUGGAAGAAGGGGACUAUGAGGACGGCAGCGCGUGGGCGACAGACCCGAGAGUGGAGGCGCUUAGAGGAAGAAUGAUCGUUGUUGAGGAUGAAGAGUUCACGCGGGGUUACGACGAUGAGGGGACGCGGAGUGCGGCAAAUGGCAUCAAGUUGCUGCUGAGCGUAGACGAAGAGGUCCCAGAGAGGGUAGUUGAAUUCCCAGUUGGGCACCCAAAGAGGGAGGACACGACGGUGAUGGUUGUGGAGAAGUUCCGGAAGAACCUACAGAAGGGGGAUUUCAGCGACGAGAGGGUGGCCGAGAUCUUGGAAAGGGUGGAAGUAGAUGACGCCGAGGUGGCCGAUUUUGUGGACUUGUUCUGGAAGUGGGAGUAA